This is a messenger RNA of Parnassius apollo (apollo), 1554 nucleotides long. NCBI's taxonomy places the organism in Eukaryota, Metazoa, Arthropoda, Insecta, Lepidoptera, Papilionidae. The record is from the annotation of a GenBank genome assembly.
AUGACACAACAAAUCAGUCUCUUAACCCAGAUGAUUGAACAAUUUAUCAUAAUUCAUAAAGAGACAGAAAAGAAAACACCAGUCCCAGAGGUCAUACAAACAGACACUAAUACUGUCAUUACAGAGGUACAGGAGUUGAAACAAAUGAUCUCGGAAAUCAAAGCAACACCACCCUGUAUCACCACAACAAUAAAUGAACAAAGUGAGGACGUUAAAAAAGUUUUAGAACCGAUCAUCGUCACCAUGAAAACGAUGAUGAAGGAUAUAAAUGAAAUAAAAGAAUUCAAUACAAGUCAGCUAGCUUUCCAAAGCAAUUCAAGCUUGGGAGCAGAAUUGGCAAUCGCGGAAAUUAAGGAUAAGAUUGAUGAACUAUGGAGCGCAGGGGGAGUCCCCUGCGCUCCACCAAUGGAAAGGGAAACUAACGUACGGGUAGCCCCAGCACCAUAUAAGCCACCGCAAAAGACCUAUGCCAAUGCUACGUUGAGGUUAAAGCGUGUCAGUGAACACGAGGCGUGCGGCGACGGUGCAGACUUCAGUGGAGCCUUCGAAGAUGGACCGAGGAAUCCCCCAAGCAUACAAUCGCCGCAGCUGGAGACACUUUCAACGGCCAUCAGCGAGAAGUUGUCGCAGCCAUCAUCUCAUCCUGCAACAGGAAAACGUCCAGCGGACUCCGCUCCGACAGACGCAACUACAAUAAACAAAAAUGCCUCUUCCUACACCCCCACUCUGCGAACUAAAAUGUCGCAAACUUCAGCUAAAAGCGACAGCUCGAUCCGAUCCUCCGUUUGUGAUCCGGUAGAUGCGGCUAUCGACAAAGAAUCCAAAGCGAUACGGGGUUGGUUGAACUUUGAAACCCAAGAGCCCUUCCGCAAAACGAGUGACCUACUCAAAGCUGUGACGGACUUAGACAAGCGCAUAGGUGUGAUCCAGUCGAACUUGAGUCAGCAAAAGGAAGAAGGUGCAGACAACAUCUUAUCUCACCUAAGAGUGGACCUUACUGGAAUGCGCAGAGUCAUCGAAAAGUCCGAAAACAACACCAAGAAGGUUCUGGAGACCGACCAAAAAACCCUGCUACGCCUGGAGUCACCACCAUCCCACCCCUCAAAGGAAAUAAGUAAAACGUUGGAACAUGAGCUGAAUGGAAUGAAGAGUUCGCUGAAGGAGAUAGAUACAAGUAUCAGAUCUGGACUUUCAAUCUUACCUUCAGCGGACUCCAGUAAAAUAUUCCAAACCAGCAUAAGGGAACAUCUUCAACCUAUAGAAGAACACUUAGGUGCAAUGUCAUCCGAGUUGAGGACGAUGAGAGAACAGAAGCAACGGGCCCCAUCACCUACAGCCCCAAGUCUAGCAACAGAGCUUGCACAAACUGGCGAAGCAGCAACAAAGCCAAAAAAGACAUACGCCAGAGUGGCUGCAAGCCCUCCCCUUCCUAAACCCAAUCACACUCUCAUUAUCACAUCAACUGAUUCGAAAAACACAGCCGAAAACAUCAUCGAGAGAAUCAGGGAGGCUCUAGACACAAAAAAGACUGGAGUUUGGCUCCAUCGUAGAUAG